GUGGGACUCAAACCAGGAGCAUAAUCCAGGCUCUGAAACAAGCAUCUACUUGUGCUGAAUAACAUACAGGAAUAAUGAAGACCCUGCUUGUGACUCUCCUUCUUGCCAUGCUGUUGAUGAGUGGUUCUGCUCUGAAAUGUAACCGCUGUGUUCCGCGUUCUGGGGGCAGAUGCACUACCACCACGGAAACCUGCGGCUUUAACCACAACGCCUGUGUCUCCGGCAUGUUCACCAAAUUCCCCUUUACCUAUUUCAAGAGGUGCAUCAGUUUGACUGACUGCCUCAUCAUGCAGGGCACACCUUACAUCAGUGCCCGCUGCUGUCAGACUGACCGUUGCAACUAGGUGACAAAAAGUGGAUCACAACUGAAAUGGCAAACAAAACAUUCAUCAAGAUUUAAUAGUAAAAUCUGAUCUGCUUUUGAUCUGCUUCAAAUGGCUAAUUUUGUUAUUAUUAAAUACAUUAAACAGUAUGAGCAGAAUGUGCAUAAAUACCUAGUUGAGAGUUCCAAAUGAGCCUGUAUGAGUGUUUUAUAACUUUCAUGAAAACCUUAACUAAUUAAAAAAACACUUUCCAUUUUGCUACUACUACUGCUAUUAAUAAUAAUAGUAAUAAUGGUAAUAAUACAACCCAAUUUCCAAAAACCUUGGGACGCUGUGCAAAAUGUAAAUAAAAACAAAAUGCAAUGAUGUGCAAGUCAUUUCAAGCCUACAUUCUAUUAAAAAUAGUACAAAGAUAACAAAAAAUGUUGACACUGAGAAAUGUUAUUAUUUUUGGAAAAAUAUAUGCCCAUUUUGAAUUUGAUGCCAGCAACACAUUCUAAACAGGUUCAGUGGCAACAAAAGGCGGAUAAAUUUGUGUAAUGAUACAAAAAACACCUGAUGGUUUUAAUUGGCCACAGGUCAGUAACAUGAGUGGGUAUAAUAGGUGUAAUGAUAGGUGUUUCUGAUAAAAUGGCCAAUGGCUGUAGAUACAAGGCCAGUGUUUCUAAUAAACUGUUAACUUAGUGUAGUUUGCUUUCUUGAGAGCUGUUCUACUGAAGCUUCUUCUUGUAAAAUAUGUGAUAUACUUGUGCCCCUGCCCUCCCUUUUCUGGUAAUUGCCCAAUCAUGGAGUUUCAGGUUCUGGUUCAUUAUCUAAACUGUUUGUGGAGACAUGUGAUCAGUAGGGCUGGCUCUGGACUGAGUAAACCAUUUAAAACCAGAACAUGAAGCAGUUAGACUCAAACCAGUACCAUUAAAACUGUGAAGCAA
Molecule: messenger RNA, 1252 nt
Organism: Pygocentrus nattereri (red-bellied piranha)
Lineage: Eukaryota; Metazoa; Chordata; Actinopteri; Characiformes; Serrasalmidae
Product: CD59 glycoprotein-like
Exons: 4
Coding region: 75-344 (89 amino acids)
Source: RefSeq, a predicted model, not a curated record